AUGAGUAAAGCAGAAAAACAAAAGAGAAAAACUGAAUUGGAAGCACACAUUAGAGGAGAUGAUCUCUAUGAUGAGGAUGAGGGGGGAGAUUUUGUAGAUCUUCGAGAUGAUAACUCUGACUCUGAUCCAGAGCUGACUAGGGCUAGACAAGCAAGUGGUAGUUCUGGUGUAGGGGGUAAUGGUCAAAGAAUGCCAAAAGGGUCAGGUAUUGCUAAUGUUUUUCGUCCAUCACAAUCCGUACGUGAAACUGAUAGGAGUGGACGUAAUUGGAUUAAGCCCAAUGCUCCUGAAGCAAAGUUGAGGGCAAUGGAUGUAGAACUCCAAAAGAGCAAGAGUAUAAAGCAGCGAAAAAUCUCUACAAUGAAUUUACAGAAGUUAAGAGAGAGAUUGGGACGGGCAGUGUCCAAGUUUAUAUUCUAUAAUCGUAUUCCAUUAAAUGCAGUUGAUUCAGAAUAUACACAACCCAUGCUUGAUGUUGCUGCUGAAGUAGGGCCAGGAGUAAAGGGUCCUAGUGCUUAUGAAGUUUCUGAAGUAUAUUUGGGCAUGGAGCAUGAUGAAAUGACAGAAUGGAUAGGAUCAUUCAAGGGCAUUUGGGCAGAGAGAGGUGUAUCCAUCAUGUGUAAUGGUUGGAGCAGUCUAACUCGGCAACACAUCAUCAACUUCUUAGUGUAUUGCAAUAAAGGUACUAUAUUUCACAAAUCAAUUGAUGCCUCUAAUAUUAUUAGUAGGACUGUGGAAUAUUAUUUUGGGUUAUUAGAUAAAGUUGUUGAUGAAAUUGGAAAACAAUACGUUGUUCAAGUGGUAACUGAUAAUAAACCUGCACUGAAAGCUGCCGCACAUUGUAUCGAUUUCAUGCUAAAAGACAUAGCCAAUAAGAAAAGUGUAGCAAAGGUGAUUGAAGAUGGUAAAACCAUUACCAAUUUCAUUUAUAAUAGUGGAUGGGUGUUGGAUUUAAUGAGAAAAUUCACUGGAGAUAGAGAAUUGAUUCGACCUGCCAUCACUCGAUUUGCUAUAAAUUUUAUUGCCAUUGAGAGUAUUGUUAGAUAUAAACAGUAA
Molecule: messenger RNA, 1056 nt
Organism: Camellia sinensis
Lineage: Eukaryota; Viridiplantae; Streptophyta; Magnoliopsida; Ericales; Theaceae
Source: RefSeq, a predicted model, not a curated record